This is a messenger RNA of Triticum urartu, 3038 nucleotides long. RefSeq lists its product as uncharacterized. NCBI's taxonomy places the organism in Eukaryota, Viridiplantae, Streptophyta, Magnoliopsida, Poales, Poaceae. The record is from RefSeq and is a predicted model, not a curated record.
UUAGCAGUUGGCUAUCCAUACGCUAGUGAUUACUCACCAAACAACAGGCGGGUUCUUUUUUUACAACAAAUGUAAUAUUGAUGCCUCUCCCCACUUCUCUUUGUAGCUUUUCACCAUACGGUCUCUUCAUGUGCAGGAAUCGUCUGUCACUUCAUCUCCUUUUCCAUUCUAUGUGAACAAAGGAAUCGUUGGUUUAAACAUAGGACAAGCCAACAAAAACGAUAGGAGGAAGAGAGAUAUUAUUACAAUGCAGUAAAGUAAAAAAAAUGACGUCCAUCACGCAUUAGGUAUUUCUCACCACAAGCAGCUACUUCAGUAUUUGUAAGCUAAGGCAUUGGGUCUCUCAUCUGCAGUCUGCCCCCCUCUUGGAGACAAGCAAGAACCUCUGCAAACUGAAAGAAAGAAGGGAUGGUGAAGAAGGGGAAGUGGUCCAGGGAAGAGGAUGACUUGUUGAAAAAACACAUUGAGAAGUAUGGCAUUGGCCGUAGUUGGCAGGCAUUGGCUGAAACCCUAGGGCUUCAGCGUUGCGGUCGGGGUUGCCGAGCGCGGUGGCUGAACUACCUCCGGCCGGGACUGAAGCACGGCAACUUCACGCCGGCAGAGGAGAGCAUCAUCUGUGAGAUGUACAGCAAGAGGGGAAGCUGCUGGUCCGUCAUCGCCGCCCAGCUCCCCGGGAGGACGGACCUCGCCGUCAAGAACUACUGGAACGGCACCAUCUCCAAGAGGUUCCACUGGGCGAGCAGCGCGGCGGCCGCGCGCCGCAGGCGCAGCGUCCACCGCCCCUCCUCCAGCACGACGUCGGACGCCACCAAGCCGGAGGAGCUCGCGCUGGUCGUCCACGGCGAGGGGAGCUCCACGACAGGAUCGUCAUGCUAUGCCGGCGGCUUCGUGGACGCCCGCGUCCUGGCCGGCUCACUGCCGCUCGUGCAAGCGCAGCCACCGCUGGCGGCCGGCGGCUGGAAAGCGGCGAAAGAAGAGGUCGGUGAGACGGUGCCGAUUGAGAGGAAGCCGGCCGUGGCGCCUGCGCCUCUGCCAGAGAAUGCACCGGCGCUGCCUGGUGAUGAGGCCGGUGCGGUGGACAUGGUCUGCGCCCCCAUGACUGCGAUCCCCCUGGCGUCCAUGGAGCCGGACGACAUGCCUUGGAUUGACGGUUUCGACGAGAUCGACAGCUUCCUGCCCUGGUUCGAUGACUAGUAAUCAAGUGGCGACGUAGGUAGAAUGGUUAUCGUCAAUGGCCGGCUCCUUGGUUCAGGAGCAGCCGCAAGAUAGUGUCAUGUACUGUGAAACAUUUACCAUGUUGUUUUCCGAAAAAGAUUUACCAUGUUGUUAGGGUUGGAUGGGAUAUGGGCGGAAAGGUAAUUCCCAAUUGAAUCAUAACUGGGCGUAGCCAUUCUGUUGAUGUGAUUCCUAGACAUUGCACAAGUUUCUUCAGUGAUGAUCAUCUUUUCCGACAGAGCAUUGUGGCUUAAUCUGUGCCCCUAGGAACCAGACCAUAUACUCAGUUCAGCGAGUGGUUGCAUAACAGAACUGGAAUCUGCACAUGAAUCCAUCUGGCAACCGUGUCAGGCAUGAUCAAAACUCAUACUCCAUAUCAGAUUCAAGUAGUACUAGAGUACCUCGAAGUGUGAACCAACCGAACAAGAACUUUGGAGCAUCAACGUGCAUCUGCAGGGACUUAAAAUCCAGAGCAUGGAAUGGGUUAGAUAACAGGAUAGUGAUGAUUUUCUUCUAGUGAUCAGCGAAUGCAUCGGCCCUGUGCUGUUGACCUUCAGAGGUUCAGAUGACUCCGGUUUCUUCUUGGAGUCCAGAUCUUAGCAGGACUUGCCGAGGCUUGGUUAACACUUAACAAGGUGAGGAUUAGAGCAGAAAUGAAAUGACACAUUCGCACAAGAACAUGAUACACUCAGAAUCAUUUGUUCAUCAUAGUCUUUUAGUAACAAGACAAUGAUAUAGGAAGUGAACACUUCAGUGGUGAACUAGGAAAACAAGGAAACUUCAAGUAGAAGAGAUGAGGUUCUGUGAAUAGGGUAUACCUUUGCUACUUUCUAGUUUCCUUUUAACAAAGCGAAUAUAUGAACUGCAUGAUGUUCCAAUAUCUGGCAUAACUGCAAGAUAAUUCAUCGACUCAAACUGUACUAUGGAGAUGCAUGAAACGACAUAUGGGCAGCGAAACGACAGCUGAACCGUCGGCUACAUGCUACAUAGGCCAACUGAUACCUUCAGGCACAGAUGGGCUACCUUUACAAAGAUUGACCAUCUAGUUAGUUAGUUCCAGAAUGUUGCUAACAGUAAUAUACAACAAGGAACGAGCACAUCUAAUGAAGAGAGAAUAUGCCCAGCAUAACCAUCAUAGUAGAGAUCUCACACACCACGAACUUUAUGUAUAGAAGAGAAUUUGCCAAAACUGAAAGAUAAUGAACCAUUAGCUACUCGGCAGUUCCACUAGAACAAAUUUGCAGUUCGCAAAUUGAAACCGAAAAUGCCAAUUAAUAAAACAGACCAGAUCAGAGGAGGUGUGUAUAGAUCAUACAAAUUCAGAUUGUACGUUUUAACAGCGAAUUUCAAGUAGUUCCAGGAAGUAUGGAAGACCAAAGGCUACACAAAGUUAACAACUAUUGCGUUUCUUCAUGGGCAGAAAGAGCGAUAUAUUUCCUUUUUCUAGGAGAAAAUAAUAAUAAUGUGAUCAUCCUUUUUCUCGUGAUAAUUAAUGUAACCUACUUUCCAAAAUAGUCACUGCAUUCUGCGAAUGUGUAACCUCAUGCUAUGCAGUCAGGAUGCAGUACAGUCAUAUGAUUAUAGCUUCAAAAUCAUUCCAAAUAUUCCAAUGUUAGAAGUGCCUCAACUACUGGUGAUAAGUACAAGAGAAGACGGCGUAGUACAAUUUACAGUCAUCUUAGCAUCAGCAUAGGAUUAUAACUUCAAAAUCAUUUCAAUGUUAGAAGUACCUCAACUACUGGUGCUAAGUACAAGAAAAGACGUUGUAGUACAAUUUACAGUCAUCUUAGCAUCAGCCUGACAUUUACAGAUACAUCUCAGGU